AGUCUGAAAUAUUUCCCUUUGUUUCAGAUGAAUCUAGAUUAUGUUCUAAUACAUUCACCUGUAUGAGGGAUCAUGUCAGUGUCAAAGUCUGGAUCAAUAACGGACCCCAGAGAUGGAGGCGUGCUGUGGCCCCUGAGUCACAUGACUUCACUGAACUGUUCCUGCUGCUUCUUUUAAAACGGCAGUGAAAUUGAAAAGUGAAAAAGCUGAAGUGAAACAGCCGUUUAUGUCCAGUCUGGUUUGUUUUGCCUGGUUGAGACCCGGCCUACAGAGAACACGGUUUAUUCUCUGACAAUCAGGAUAUCCUCCGGAUCUUUCUAAGUUUAAUGAAGCUGUUCAGAAGUCAGUGAUGUCAGACUGUGAUCUCUCCUGCAGAAAUAUGGAGAACAACCAUCUCUGUAAGGGAUUUGAGAGCUCAGGGGAUGACAGCAGGAGGCUGAAGAGGAGAGAGAAGAACAGAGUUUCAGCCCGAAAGAGCCGGAGGAGACAAACGCUGAGAGCUGACCUUCUACAUCAGGCCUGUGAGCUGCUGGAACAGAAAAACAGAAAGCUGAGAAGUGAGGUGGACUCUCUCUCUGAAGAGCAGCGCCUCCUGAACGACGCUCUGAAUGCACACGAGCCCCUGUGUCCCAUCAUGCACUGCUCCUUCACCUCCUCGUCCAGCCUGCAGCCCGACCCUAGAGAAACCCCGUCAGUCUGAGUCCACCACCUUUUUUCUGACCGUCUCUGAAUCCUGCCUGUGUAAUACUGCAGUGACCCACUAGAGGACGCCCUUCACCAUGAUCAGAGACAGCAUGGCGAGACUGCUGAUCUCAGAGUGACACAGAAUGGAGGGCGCCCUCUGGUGGUCAAACUGUGGUACAGCAGCUCCUGUCCUAAAUGUAAAUGCAUCAUUAGGACACAGUUGUCUUUAGUUUUUAUGAAUAAAAAGGUGAAGUGUG
This is a messenger RNA of Cheilinus undulatus (humphead wrasse), 941 nucleotides long. RefSeq names its product basic leucine zipper transcription factor, ATF-like 3 (gene batf3). The record is from RefSeq and is a predicted model, not a curated record. Gene Ontology annotation, molecular function: DNA-binding transcription factor activity, RNA polymerase II-specific; RNA polymerase II cis-regulatory region sequence-specific DNA binding. Bases 350 to 700 code for a protein of 116 amino acids. NCBI's taxonomy places the organism in Eukaryota, Metazoa, Chordata, Actinopteri, Labriformes, Labridae. Gene Ontology annotation, biological process: regulation of transcription by RNA polymerase II. The transcript has 4 exons. Gene Ontology annotation, cellular component: nucleus.